UAAGCAGUUAAAACUGUACGAAAUAAAUAAGCUUGAGAGUUAUGUGUUGACAAAUUUUUUUUUAUUUUUUUGUUUAAUUCAGCAGAAAUUUAAAAAAAUUUCUUUAGACAAGGUUAUUAGCGCAUAAUAAUUAUUAAUUAUGGAUUCCAGUAUGGCUCAGCGAACGUGGGAAAUGGCCAAUAAUAUUGAAAACAUUCAAAGUAUUGAUGACAUAUAUUGUUAUGACAAAAAGACUCAACAAGAUAUUUUGACCGCCAAGCCAUGGGAUAGAGAUCCUCAUUUCUUUAAAGACAUCAAAAUAUCUGCCCUCGCUCUGCUGAAGAUGGUUAUGCAUGCUCGCUCUGGUGGUACAUUAGAAGUGAUGGGCAUGCUUAUAGGAAAAGUCGAUGUCACGACCAUGAUAGUGAUGGACUCUUUCGCUCUACCUGUCGAGGGAACAGAGACGAGGGUGAAUGCUCAAGCUCAGGCUUACGAGUACAUGGCAGCCUAUACCGAAAGUGCAAAACAAGUUGGAAGACUAGAGAAUGUUAUUGGCUGGUAUCAUAGUCACCCUGGUUAUGGCUGCUGGCUGUCUGGUAUUGAUGUCAGUACUCAAAUGUUGAAUCAACAGUUCCAAGAGCCUUUUGUUGCUAUUGUUAUUGAUCCUGUUAGAACUAUAUCAGCUGGAAAAGUCAAUUUGGGUGCCUUUAGAACAUAUCCCAAGGGUUAUAAGCCACCUGAUGAAGGACCCUCAGAAUAUCAGACCAUUCCUCUCAACAAAAUAGAAGAUUUUGGUGUUCACUGCAAACAGUAUUACUCACUAGACGUCUCUUAUUUCAAAUCAAAGCUUGACAGGCGUUUGUUGGAUUCUCUUUGGAAUAAAUAUUGGGUCAACACUCUAAGCUCUUCCAGUCUAUUAACUAAUGCAGAUUAUACUACUGGUCAAGUAUUUGAUCUCUCAGAUAAACUGGAACAGUCUGAAACACAGCUUGGAAGGUGUGGUUUUGUGCUAGGUAUGGACCCACAUGAGAAAAAGACUGAAGACAAACUGGCCAAAGCUACAAAGGACAGUUGCAAAAUAACAAUUGAAGUAAUACAUGGACUGAUGUCUCAGAUAAUCAAGGACAGGCUGUUCAAUCAGGUAAAUCGGAAAUUCUGAGCUCUCGGACAGUCCUGGAUCAAGCCGAAGUUUCGUUGUUUUGCUUACGAUAUGUAAUUAUCCGUUUGUGAAGUGUGAUACUGUUUUUUAUAAUUUCCUUUAUGUUAAUCAUAAUAAAAAUAUGUUCUUUAAAAGUUA
Messenger RNA from Parasteatoda tepidariorum (common house spider), 1276 nucleotides. It is a transcript of the gene CSN5, whose product is annotated as COP9 signalosome subunit 5. Gene Ontology annotation, molecular function: protein binding; metallopeptidase activity. The record is from RefSeq and is a predicted model, not a curated record. NCBI's taxonomy places the organism in Eukaryota, Metazoa, Arthropoda, Arachnida, Araneae, Theridiidae.